Molecule: messenger RNA, 849 nt
Organism: Verticillium dahliae VdLs.17
Lineage: Eukaryota; Fungi; Ascomycota; Sordariomycetes; Glomerellales; Plectosphaerellaceae
Product: 1,3-beta-glucan synthase component GLS2
Exons: 2
Coding region: 1-849 (282 amino acids)
Source: RefSeq, a predicted model, not a curated record
AUGUCGGGCUAUCCAGCCGGUGGCCACCAGGACUACGAUGACGGCUACGGCCAGCAGCGUGGUCAACAGGGAAAUCCGCAAGGUAGCAAUGCAAACGAUGGGUACUAUCAGGACAAUAACGACCAGUACUAUUACGACAACCAAGGCUACGACACUCGUGGUGGCCAACAGGGCAACGAUGGGUACUACGACGAAUCGGGCUAUUACAAUGCUGACCCCAACAAUCCCUAUCAGCAAGAUGGCGGUUACUACGACGGCCAGGACCAGUACCAGGAUGACUACUACAAUGGACACAAUGGCCAGCAGGGACAAGGCGCGUAUUACGACCAGGACUAUAACCAGGGCUACGGCUCAGGUGGCCGACGCCAGGGUUCUGAAGAGGACUCUGAAACCUUCAGUGACUUCACAAUGAGGUCCGACAUGGCUCGAGCCACCGAUAUGGACUACUACGGUCGUGGGGAUGAGCGCUCCAACAGCUACGGCGCUGAUCCCUCGGGCGGCCGCGGGUACAGGCCUCCCUCGUCUCAGAUCUCGUACGGCGGCAACCGCUCUUCUGGCGCCUCAACUCCCAACUACGGCAUGGACUACAGCAACGCCCUUCCUGCCGGGCAGCGAUCUCGUGAGCCGUAUCCUGCCUGGACUUCGGAUGCCCAGAUCCCGCUCUCCAAGGAGGAGGUUGAGGACAUAUUCCUGGACCUGACCGCCAAGUUUGGUUUCCAGCGUGACAGCAUGCGCAACAUGUACGAUCACCUCAUGACUUUGCUCGAUUCGCGUGCUUCUCGCAUGACCCCCAACCAAGCGCUCCUGUCCCUUCACGCAGACUACAUCGGUGGGGACAACGCCAAUUAG